This is a messenger RNA of Closterium sp. NIES-67, 1785 nucleotides long. NCBI's taxonomy places the organism in Eukaryota, Viridiplantae, Streptophyta, Zygnematophyceae, Desmidiales, Closteriaceae. The record is from the annotation of a GenBank genome assembly.
CAAUAGAAAUAGCAACAAUAGCACCUCACUCCCACCGAGGCUGCAGUUCUUCAUCGCCUGCUAUCACCUGACCAUGUCGGAGUCGCUUACUCCUCUCGAUGUCAUCGCAUCCCCGCCUCCCCCUGCUCCCUCCGCCGACUUGCAUCAUCGCGCGCGGGUCACCCAACACGAUGAUGCUACCUUUCCCGUCGACGCGCGCACUACAGGUGACACCGACAGCUCGUUGCGGGCACUAAUAUCAGAAAACCAUGGGGAUCACAGCACCAGCAGCGGCAGCGGCAGCGGCUGCGGCAGCGGCGGCGGGGCGGGGGCAUGGACGGCGUUCCGAAAGGAUCUGGUGGUGGUGGGUUUGGCGUUCCUACUGCUCUUCGCGGCGUACAGCGCCAUGCAGAACCUCGAGACCUCGCUGCACCCCACCGCCGGCAUGGGCGCCGCGUCGCUCGCCGUGAUCUACGGCGGCAUCGUCGUUUUCGCGCCGCUCGCGCCCGCCGUGAUCCGCUAUCUGCGGCCGCGCGCCGCCAUGCUGGUGGGCAUGUCGGGGUACUGCGCCUACAUCGCCGCCAACGCCGUCGACUCCAGCUGGGUGCUGCUGCUGUCCGCGGCCUACCUGGGCGCAUGCGCGUCCGUGCUGUGGGUGGCGCAGGGGCUGUACUGCGUGAUGGUAGCGCGGGGGCACGCCGCCGCCACAGGCGUGGCGGAGCAGGCAGCGAUUGCGGAGUUCAGCGGGAUCUUCUGGGGGAUCUUCGCCGCCAACCAGGUGGUGGGCAACGCCGUCACCUUCCUCGUGUGCCAGCUCAUGGCUCUCAUCCACCCCUCCCCUGCUCUCCCUGCUGCUACCGCUGCUCCCACUGCUGCUGAUCCAGAGGGCCUGCCCCCCGCUACAGUCACGGUGCUGAUAGUCACGUUCCUGGUGUUCCUGGCCCUGGCCGCUGCUCUCACGUGCCUGCUGCGGGACCUGUCCGAGGACCACCCGCUCUGCGCCCCCACGCCUCGUUGCCUCGAGGGGGGUACAGGAGCGGAGGAGAGGAGGGAGGGCACAGGGGGGGUGGGUGCGGGGGCGGGCAGCAGGCCGCGAGGGGGCCGCAGUGCGUGGGAGCUGAUGGGCGACCGGCGCCUGCAGCUGCUGCUGCCGCUGCUGCUCUACAUUGGCCUGCAGUCCGCCUUUGUCGCAGCCGACUUCACACUGUACGUGGUGCGGCCAGCGCUAGGAGUGGCGUGGAUAGGCGGGGCCAUGUCGGUGUUCGGCGUCGCCAACAGCCUGGCGUGCAUGGCGGCGGCGCGCUUCUCCUCGGGGCUGCCGUCCAUCCUGGCCACGCUGCUCAUUGGCGCCGCCUGCCAGGUCGCCGUGCUGCUCUCGCUGCUGCUCCUAGGCGCCAUCACCGCCACCCCCUGGCUGGCGUUCUCCCUGGUGCUGCUGCAGGCGGUGCUGUGGGGGGUGGGGGACGCCGCCUUCCAGUCGCAGAUCAACGCCCUGCUGCCCCUCGUCUUCCCUAGCGACAUGGACGCAUCGUUUGCGCACAUGAAGAUGUGGACCAGCGCCGCCUCCUCCCUCAUGUUCCUCCUCAGCCCGCUGCUCUCGCUGCCCGCCAAGGCGGCCCUCCUCACCCUCUCCUGUGUGGUAUCCCUGCCUCUCAUGCUGGCUGGAGUGCAUGUGCCGUAGAGCCGUUCUACUAGAACCAGGCUCAGGUCAGUACAGCUUGCGACUCUAGCAAUUCCUUCGCAGCCACCAGGCUAUGGGUGGCAGGGUGGCUUUUCGGGUGGGGAGCAUUGGUAAUGGUACAACCA